AUGAACCAGAGAAAAUAUGCUCUAGAGUUGAUAUCAGAAUAUGGCUUAGGGGGAGGAAAGCCAGCUAUAACCCCUUUGGAGCAGAAUCAGAAGUUCACUAGUUUGGAGUAUAACAAAUUGUUUGAACUUGACACUGAUAAAGAGAUGGAAGAUAGAAGACCUUAUCAGAGGUUGAUGGGAAGACUACUCUACCUGGCAAUCACACGACCAGACAUAUCCUUUGCAGUCCAAACAUUGAGUCAGUUUGUGCAUGCUCUAAAAGAGUCACACUAUGAAGCUGCAUUAAGGGUGGUUAAAUAUGUGAAAAGCCAGCCAGGCCUAGGACUUCUGAUGAGCAAUAACAAGUCCAGGAAGAUCACUGCCUUUUGUGAUGUUGAUUGGGUAUCUUGUAUGGUGUCUAGAAAGUCUGUCACUGGGUUUUGCAUAAAGCUGGGAGAAUCACUAAUUUCCUGGAGGUCCAAGAAGCAGAGCACAGUAUCAAGAAGCUCAGGUGAGGCUGAGUAUAGGAGUAUGGCAACCACAGUAGUAGAGCUGGUUUGGUUGCAUGGGCUGUUGGAGGAACUGGGAAUGGAGAUUGAUCUACCAAUGGAGUUAUUUUGUGAUAACAAGGCAACUCUUCAAAUAACAUCGCAUCCCAUGUACCAUGAGCGUAUCAAACACAUAGAGAUAGACUGUCAUUUCAUUCGGGAAAAACUGCAUCAGGGGUCAAGACAGAACAUGUUGCCAGCAAAGAGCAAGUUACAGACAUUCUAUCUAAGGUUUUGGGAAACAACUGCACAGUGA
Nicotiana tabacum (common tobacco) is the source of this 783-nucleotide messenger RNA. Lineage: Eukaryota; Viridiplantae; Streptophyta; Magnoliopsida; Solanales; Solanaceae. The record is from RefSeq and is a predicted model, not a curated record.